AUUGGCGAUUGAUUGAAUAAUUUAGAACCUACCAAUAUAUAGCUCAACGUGAUUUUUUUUUUUCGAGUUUACGAUACAACUACCCUCACAACUUUUCUGGACAACCGUAUUACAGUGUAAUAUGUCAAUUUCCUGCCUUAAUCAGUUGUUCCCUUGCAAAUGCUACUGCAUAUAUAAGUCAAUUUUCCUGUCUUAAUCUAUAGCUGCAAACAUUACUUGUUCCAAUACACCAAAAGACUUUAUUUUGAGAAAUUAUUUCUUUACUAGUGAUAUAUUUUUGCCAUGGUAUUCCCUGCUUUAUUGGCCCAAUUGAGCUAAAGAAAAAAACAAUCUCUGUUUUGCCACCCAUACAUUAUCACAUGUUACAUACCAGAAAAUGUGUCUUACAUACCCGAUACCCACACCUACCACUCUACCCUUCCUCAUUCAUCACUUUAAACCAUAUAUAGCUGAAAAAAGCUUGCAUAUUGGAAUCGCGUAGGCUAUUAUUUAAGUGUAAAUAUUUUUUUUUACUAUCAGGUCACCUAAAGAUAUCUAUAUAAGUAUGUCUCCUCAAAAUGUGGGAUGUAAAAUCUUGACAAUAAGAUGUAUUUACGUGUUACAACAAAUAAAUGUAACCUGAUAGUGAAAAAACUAUUUACACUAUCCGUCCGUAUACGUAACUUAAACUCUUUUGCUAAAGCUAUAAAACAAUGAAAUUAGGACUAGAAUGAUCACAAAGUCAAUAACUGUUUAGUGUAACUGAAAAAUGAGAAGCAAACAGAGUCCUCCUCUCUUCCUUUUCCUUUUCCCACUUUUCUUGAUCUUUGUUGCAUUAUCAUCUCAAGUUUCUUCUUUUACUACUGAUUUUCCAAUGCUAGAUAGACCAACUGAGCCUCUUUCAGAAGAAAGAGUGUUCCAACUCUUUCAAGAAUGGAAACAGAAGCAUGGGAAAGUUUACAAGAAAGAGAAAGAGGAAGAAGUGAAGUUGGAGAAUUUUAAAAGGAAUGUGAAGUAUAUAGUGGAAAAGAACUCCAAGAGGAAAUCAGAUUCAGACUAUUUGGUUGGUUUGACAAAAUUUGCUGAUAUGAGCAAUGAAGAGUUUAGACAAGUUCAUACUUCCAAGAUUACGAUGCCCUUUAACAAGAGAAAGACUAUUCAGAUGAAGAAAGUCGGAAAAAAACCAACUCCAUUUUCUUGUGAUGCUCCUCCUUCAAUGGACUGGAGGAAACAUGGAGCUGUCACUAAGGUCAAGGACCAAGGAGAAUGUGGAGCUUGUUGGGCAUUCUCGGCGUCUGGAGCAAUGGAGGGAAUAAAUGCAAUAGUUGCUGGUGAACUUAUUAGCCUUUCUGAACAAGAACUUAUUGAUUGUGAUACUUCACAUAAUAGUGGCUGUAAAGGUGGACUUAUGGACCCUGCUUUUGAAUGGGUGAUAAACAACAGCGGCAUUGAUUCAGCAGCUGAUUAUCCAUACACUGCCCAUUCUCAAGGUCAUUGCAAUUACAGCAAGGUGAACCAUAAGGUUGUAACAAUUGAUGGAUACCGAGAUGUUCCAAAGGAGGAAAGUGCCCUUCUUUGUGCUGCUGCUCAACAACCUGUUAGUGUGGCCAUUGACGGAAGCAGCCCUGAUUUUCAACUAUACCAAGGGGGAAUCUAUGAUGGAGAAUGCUCUGAUGAUCCAAAUAACGUAUCCCACGGAGUACUAAUAGUUGGAUAUGGUUCUGAUGGACAUGAUGACUAUUGGAUUAUCAAGAACUCAUGGGGUACAGAGUGGGGAAUGGAAGGGUAUGGAUAUAUAAGAAGGAACACUAAUUUGCCAUAUGGGAUUUGUGCCAUUAAUUCAUUGGCUUCAUAUCCAACGAAAGAAUCAUCACCAUCUCCUUAUCCGUCUCCAGCCAUUCCACCACCUCCCCCGCCUACUCCAAAACCAAGUGAAUGUGGAGAUUUCAGUUACUGUCCAGGAGACCAAACAUGUUGUUGUGAGUUAGAGUUCUCUGGCAUGUGCUUAGAGCAGGGCUGCUGCCCCUAUGAGAACGGUGUUUGUUGUGAUGGAUCAAACUAUUGCUGCCCAGCGGACUAUCCCAUUUGUGAUGUUUAUGCUGGUCUCUGCCUCAAGGAUCAUGGAGACAAAAUUGGAGUGGAAGCAAGGAAGAGAAAAAUGGCCAAGUACAAGUUACCAUGGAGAACUAACACUGAAGCAAUAGAGGAGAUGAGCCAAACUCUGAAAUGGAAGAGAAAUCAUGUUGCUGCAAUGCGUUGAAACCAACAUUUCUUAAUAAAAAACACUAGACUUUCGAGAAUCUUAGUAUCUCAGUUGGUUGACUCUUUGAAUUUACCACCUUAUUAGCCCAUUUCCCCUUCCCCACAUUUUUCUUUUAAAAAACAAUCCCAGUGUGUAUAAUAUGUCAAGGUUAUCUUUCGGAUCUUUGUAAUUUUAAACAUAUCGUGUUGUGUUUUAAGGCAUGUAUAAACAAUUUUUUUGUAUUUAAGUA
Molecule: messenger RNA, 2471 nt
Organism: Solanum tuberosum (potato)
Lineage: Eukaryota; Viridiplantae; Streptophyta; Magnoliopsida; Solanales; Solanaceae
Product: low-temperature-induced cysteine proteinase-like
Exons: 5
Coding region: 749-2239 (496 amino acids)
Biological process (GO): proteolysis
Molecular function (GO): cysteine-type peptidase activity
Source: RefSeq, a predicted model, not a curated record